This is a messenger RNA of Sordaria macrospora k-hell, 618 nucleotides long. RefSeq lists its product as uncharacterized. The record is from RefSeq and is a predicted model, not a curated record. NCBI's taxonomy places the organism in Eukaryota, Fungi, Ascomycota, Sordariomycetes, Sordariales, Sordariaceae.
AUGGCGACCGCAUUCCAACGGUGGCUAUCGCCACGACCGCUGCAACGGACCAAGAACAACGACAAGCCAUCGUGGCCUCACCUCGGAGAUGCAGCCCUGUACGAGCCGCUCUCCAAACCAGACGGGCUCUGGUACAUCCGAGAGACACAUCACAUUGAAAACUACUUCGUCCGAGCCGGACUGUCUGGACCCCCACUACAUAUACAUUGUUUGCAAGACGAGUUCUUCAAAGUCGAGCAGGGUGUCUUGGGCGUCGUUAAGAACGGUGUGGAAUACGCCAUCACCAAGGACGACGGAGUCUUCCCUAUCCCCCGUGGCACACGGCAUCGAUUCUGGGCUCACAAGACAGGCACCGAGGACCUUGUCUUCUCCAUCUGGCUGGAUCCCUGUACCAGUAAGAGAGAGCACAUUCUGGACGUCAACUUCCUGCGCAACUUGUCGGGCUACGUCAAUGAUUGCCUCAAGGCCGGCCUGCAGCCGUCGGUUCUCCAGAUCAUUCUGCUCACCGAAAACGCGUCUUCGCUGCUGUGCCCGCCUUUCCUCAACUGGAUGCCGACGCCGAUGCUCUUUUGGGCACACCGUGGGAUUGCCUGGUAUGCGGAGAAUAUUCUAGGGUAA